Molecule: messenger RNA, 1818 nt
Organism: Penicillium nucicola
Lineage: Eukaryota; Fungi; Ascomycota; Eurotiomycetes; Eurotiales; Aspergillaceae
Product: GMC family oxidoreductase
Exons: 5
Biological process (GO): secondary metabolite biosynthetic process
Molecular function (GO): oxidoreductase activity, acting on CH-OH group of donors; flavin adenine dinucleotide binding
Source: RefSeq, a predicted model, not a curated record
AUGCACUCAUUGAUUGGACUUGUCGUUACCCUAUUUGUAUUCGUCAACUUCAGCCUGUCCAACGCCCUGCCCUACGACUUCAACAUUCGAAAUGCGGGCAAUGCCACCUUCGACUACGUGAUUGUUGGUGGCGGUACAGCAGGCCUGACUAUUGCGGCUCGACUCGCAGACCGGAACUACCAAGUAGCUGUGGUGGAGGCAGGAGGAUACUAUGAGCUCAUGUAUCCGGUGACGCGAGUCCCAGGAUCUUGCAGCCUUGGAGCGGGUGCAGAUAUCCGUACAAAAACCCCAAUUGACUGGGGCUUCGUGGCCCAGAGAGUCGCUGGCGCAAAUUUCCGGGAUAUUCAUUAUCCAAGAGGCAAGUGUCUGGGGGGAUCGUCGGCAUCAAACUUCAUGAUAUAUCAAAGGCCAUCAAUUCAGUCAAUGGCACGGUGGGCGGAGCUUGUCAAUGACUCCAGUUAUCUGUUCGAGAAUGUGUUGCCUUUUUUCAAAAGAUCUGUUUCUUUUUCACCACCGAAGGCAACACGCUUCGCGAAUUCCACGCCCUUGUUUAACGCCACUGCAUUUGACAAAGAAGGUCAGCCAGUGCAAGUCUCAUAUCCGAAAUAUGCGAUGCCAUUUUCUACAUGGGUUAAGCAAGCUCUGAACGAAAUCGGGCUCCAAGAGGCGCACGAUUUUAACAGCGGUUCUCUCAUGGGUCAUCAGUUCUGCGCGAUGACAAUCCAACAAACAGAUGGAUCGAGAAGCAGCUCCGAGUCUGCAUUUUCAUCCCAGAAUAGACAGUGGACAUUCUACUUAUAUGCUAUGGCCAAGAGGAUCCUUUUCGAUAACCAAAAGAGAGCGACAGGUGUCCUUGUCGAACAGGGCAACGAAUUUAUUCUGACAGCCACUCGAGAAGUGAUCAUUUCAGCGGGUGCCUUCCAAUCUCCACAGCUGUUGAUGGUCUCUGGUAUAGGCCCUUCGUAUGUCUCCCAGACAUACGGCAUUGAUGUCAUCGCUGACCUUCCCGGGGUUGGUCAGAAUAUGUGGGAUCAUGUUUUCUUCGGACCAUCUUACCAAGUAGCCGUGUCGACUUUGACGUUGCUUGCCAGCGAUCCACUAUAUCUUCUCUCGCAGGCGGAGGCUUGGUUCUUUGGUGGAAAUGGGGUUCUCACAAACCCAUCAACAGACUAUGUGGCAUUCGAAAAGCUUCCAUUGGUAUCCCUUUCUGGAUUCUCUCAGGAGAACAAACAGGAUCUGGCUUGGUUUCCGAGUGACUGGCCAGAGGUCGAGUAUCUUGCGGGCUCUACUUAUGUGGGAAAUUUCUCCGAUCCAUACGUGCAGCAACCUCGAACUGGACAAUACGCCAGUAUAAUAGGCAUCCUAGUCGCACCCAUCUCUCGAGGAAACGUGACAAUCCGCUCAGCGGAUACAGCUGAUAUGCCAGUGAUAAGCCCUAACUGGCUGGAGACUGAUACCGACAAAAAGGUCUCGGUUGCAGCCUACAGGCGUGCUCGCGAUCUGUUUCGCACUCAAUCUAUGGCGCCUGUGAUCCUUGGGCAAGAAUAUUUUCCCGGGUUGGAGCAUGAAACAGACUCCGAGAUAUUGGAAAUUAUCCGAAACACGAUGAUGACAAUCUAUCAUGCCUCUUGUACAUGCAAGAUGGGUGUUAGCACAGAUCGGAUGGCUGUUAUUGACAGUCGCGCCAGGGUCUUUGGUGUCACUGGACUGCGAGUCGUCGAUGCUAGUGCGUUCCCGAUUCUUCCGCCGGGACACCCUCAAUCAACAAUUUAUAUGCUAGCGGAAAAGAUCGCAGUAGAUAUCAUUAUCCAUGGGUCG